This is a messenger RNA of Stegodyphus dumicola, 791 nucleotides long. Its product is annotated as epoxide hydrolase 1-like. Gene Ontology annotation, biological process: epoxide metabolic process. The record is from RefSeq and is a predicted model, not a curated record. Gene Ontology annotation, molecular function: epoxide hydrolase activity. NCBI's taxonomy places the organism in Eukaryota, Metazoa, Arthropoda, Arachnida, Araneae, Eresidae.
AUGAAUGGAAUGGAAAGCAAUUGCCUGCCUACCAAGACAGAAGCUAAAAGGUAUCUGGAAGACACAUCUAUUCGUCCAUUUAAGAUUCAAGUCUCAAAUGACGUGCUGAAUGAUCUGAAGAUGAGAUUAGAGCGUACUCGAUUCGAAGACCCUCUGGAAGAAUCCAUGUUUUUAGAUGGCUUCAAUCCCAAUUAUCUUCGAGAAGUAGUAGAAUAUUGGAAAAGCAAAUACAAUUGGGAGAAAGAAGAAGAAAAACUGAACAAAUUUCAGCAUUUCAAGACACGCAUCGAAGGACUUGACAUCCAUUUCAUGCACGUGAAACCCACUAAAGAAGAAGAAAAGAAGGUGGAGGUCAUUCCUCUUCUUCUUAUCCAUGGUUGGCCUGGAUCUUUUACGGAGUUCUACAAGAUUGUUCCUAUGUUGACGACCCCAAGAUUGGAUUACAAUUAUGUUUUCGAAGUUGUAUGCCCUUCCAUUCCGGGAUUUGGCUUCUCUGAAUCACCGACCAAGAAAGAUUUCAAUGCGAGAGCAGCUGCGAGAAUAUUCUUGACCUUGAUGGAGCGUUUAGGACACUCUAAAUUCUAUGUUCAAGGCGGGGACUGGGUAUCACACAUCGCGUCUCUCAUAGCGAGGUACUAUCCAUCCAGGUUGCGCCAUGUCUGACAGUCCAGCUGGUAUGGCAGCCUACCUUUUGGAAAAGGUUCCCUUCUGCGUGAAUCGCGAAUACCUUAAAUUACCGGAUGGUGGUCUGACCAAGAAUUUCUCAAUGGACGAGUUGUUGACUAACGUUA